GACUCUUCCCCCAAAGAGUGACCACUGACAUAACACCAUCUUGACACCACUCUGCAAUCGAAUUGUUCUGAGUAAAUCCCGACACGCAAUGAGCUACGUCACUAACGCUACCGCCUGGCUGUCUGAUUCUAUCAACUCCCAGACCAAAAGCCUGAUCGCCGCCUUCUACGAGCUCGCAGACUCCAAGGAGGAGGACGCGGGCCACCGACUGUCCACCGAGGUAUUUUCGAAUGAUGCGACCUUCAUCAGUCCUAGUGGGACUUUUCAUGGGUCUACAGAGAUAUCAAAAUGCAGAGAAGGUGCAUGGAGUGUCGUGACUUUGAGGAGGCACAUCAUCUCAAAGGCGUUCGCAGCACUCGCAGGCACAAAUACGAAUAGCAAGACUGAAUUAGUCUUGCUCGGGUCCGUCCACAUGGAGUUUAUCAACAAGAAGAGUCUCGACUCGCCGUUCGCAGCUCACAUUGUCAUUGGGUCCUCCACUCAAGCAUUAGCGGAGCCUCGUAUCGAGUUUAUGGAAGCGUUUUCUGAUAAAUCGCGGCUCGCGGAGGUCUUGAGCGCGAGAUAGCCCGUUGAUGAGAGAUCUGAGUUGAAAUGCUGUCAAUUUUUGGAGCAAGAGAUUUUCUUCAGAGAAAUGAGUCUGUUCUGAAGUAUUCGGCAACAGUGUGUAUAGUACCUAAGGUGACCAGACAUUGUGUUCGCACGCCUCAUCCCGUACUCCGUGGGUG
Colletotrichum phormii is the source of this 725-nucleotide messenger RNA. RefSeq lists its product as uncharacterized. The coding region runs from base 89 to 565 and encodes 158 amino acids. NCBI's taxonomy places the organism in Eukaryota, Fungi, Ascomycota, Sordariomycetes, Glomerellales, Glomerellaceae. The record is from RefSeq and is a predicted model, not a curated record. The transcript has 3 exons.